This is a messenger RNA of Ornithorhynchus anatinus (platypus), 1297 nucleotides long. RefSeq names its product progesterone receptor membrane component 2 (gene PGRMC2). The coding region runs from base 1 to 474 and encodes 157 amino acids. The transcript is spliced from 4 exons. Gene Ontology annotation, cellular component: endomembrane system; membrane. NCBI's taxonomy places the organism in Eukaryota, Metazoa, Chordata, Mammalia, Monotremata, Ornithorhynchidae. The record is from RefSeq and is a predicted model, not a curated record.
AUGGCGGAGGAGGACGGCGGCGGCGGGGGCGGCGGGGGCGGCUCGGAGUGGUGGGCCUCCUCCUCCGCCGCCGCCGCCGCCGCGCUGCCCCGCAUGAAGCGCCGCGACUUCAGCCUGGCCCAGCUGCGCCAGUUCGACGGGCGGCGCAGCCCGCGCAUCCUGCUGGCCGUCCACGGGAAGGUCUUCGACGUCUCCAAGGGCGACAAGUUCUACGGGCCCGACGGCCCCUACGGCAUCUUCGCCGGGCGCGACGCCUCGCGGGGCCUGGCCACGUUCUGCCUGGACAAGGAGGCCCUCAGGGACGAGUACGACGACCUGUCGGACCUCAACCCCGUGCAGAUGGAGAGCGUCCGCGAGUGGGAGAUGCAGUUCAAAGAGAAGUACGACUACGUGGGCCGGCUCCUGAAGCCCGGGGAGGAGCCCUCCGAGUACACGGACGAGGAGGACACCAAGGAUCACAGCAAACAGGAGUGAACUCUGUCGGCAACCAAAGUCCGGGCCCCUCGGGGCCGCCCCCUCCCCCCGAACCUCACGGAAGCCCCCCGCUCCCUCCCCGCCCCCCGCGGCGGGGGGCCUCGGAUCCAGAAAUCGGCGGGUGAACCCCCGUCCCCCCUCCCCUUCCCCCCUCCCCCCCCAGCGAGAGGCCGGGCUGAGGGGCGACUCCUCGGAGGACGUGGGGGGGCCCCGGCGUUCUGACCUUCUUUUUUCUUUUUCUUUUUUAGUGGAAAAAACAAUCCCCCCCCCCGCCCCUCCCCCUAAUCGAAAUCAAACAGAAAGACCCCCGACACAUGAAAUGAGCCACCGAAGCCCGCGGCGUUACCGUUAGUCCGUGCCGCGCCCCCCGACGGUGGGGGGGGCGUCUUCGCCCCCGCCCCCCCAUGUCCCAACGCGGGCCGGGGGAGACGCCCCCGUCCCCCCCCGGGGGGCCGGGGCGAAGCCGCCCGAACUGAGAUGCUCCGUCCCCGGAACCCCGUGCGCCCGGUGCCCCCUCCCCAACGUCCAGUCGGUAUUAAUUGUGCCUUAUUUCACCUACGUAGACUUGAAUUGUUUUAAGGCCAAGCCCCCCGCCGCUUCCCUGUACCCCCCACCACCUUUCCCUCCGCCCCCCCAAGUCACUACGAGCAGCCCGGAGUGACACGAGCGCGGCGUCGCCUCGGCAGGCCCGGCCGCCUGCCCGGGUGUGGCGGCCGAGGGAGGGGACCGCCUCAGUGUUACUGCCGUAUCUGUCGAUACCCACGGACCUCACCCGCCUCGGAACGGCCCAAAGCGAUUCUCCCCCCGCUUCUCUCUUUAUGUG